AUGAGUGAUGCCACAACCAAGCCCCGAACGCUGCGGCGCGUCCGAUCCAUAUACCAAGUCCACUACGGACUACCCAAGAUCGAACGAGAAACGGCCAGACCAUUAGUCAUGCCGUUCGACUCCGUGGAGAUACAGGCCUAUGAGAAACAGGUGGCCGGGCAUAGAGAGAGCUCGGAUACUAGGUUUCUAGUGGAUAUACAGGCGUAUAGGUAUGAGAAACAAGUUGCUGGGCAUCCAGAGAGCACGGAUACAAGGUUUCUAGGGCUCCUCCAAUGCAACAACGGGACAAUCCUCAAACCCAUCAUCAAGGAAUGCCAGCGGCGAGAGAUAGACUUCUACCAGCGACUAUCCACCACGAAAGACCCAGAUCUAAUAGAGCUGAGAACUUUAGUACCCAAGUACUAUGGGUGUCGGCGGUUCACGUACAACACUCAUGAGCAGGAGUAUAUUAUAUUGGAAGAUGUGGUGCAGAGGAUGCUGGAACCUUGUAUUAUGGAUGUUAAAAUUGGCAGAAGAACCUGGGACCAUCUAGCCUCAGCAGAGAAGAUCCAGAAGGAGCAAAGCAAAUACAAGCUGUGUAAAGAAGAAUACGGGUUCUGCAUACCCGGGUUCCAAGUGUACCGGCUGUCUACCGGGAAACUGCUGAAAUAUAACAAGGACUAUGGGAAGAGGUUACAUGGGCAGGCGGUUAAAGAUGCCAUCCGUAACUUUUUAAACGGCGUCGGCACCAGCCUCUGCCGCGCGUUGAUACUCCAGUUCCUGACAACAUUAUGGAAGAUACAGAAAUGGGCCUCGAGGCAGACUUCAGUCAAAAUAUACUCAUGUUCGUUGCUGCUCGCGUAUGAUGCUGCCAAGCUGAGGGACUGCUGCGGAGAGGGGGAUGUCCUCUCGCCCCGCCCGAAGUGCCGCUCCGAGUCCGUGGGUCGCCGCAAGUCCAUACACUCCAUGCACAGCGAGUCCGGCUCCAACUUCAGUGGCCAGAUCUCUUCCAAGGGUCCAGUAUAUAAGAAGGUUAACUCCGUACCCCUAACCUCAAUGCAACUAGCGCAGCGAAGCUUCUCGCCCCCUCCCACCGUCACCUCCCCCUGGAGCGAGGCGCUCGAAAAGAUCAACCACAAUCACUCCUUCGACCACAAUUAUGAAGACAAGCUGUCCAAAAUCAGGAUGAACUAUCGCGCCAUCUUGGACCAACUGUCCGGUGAUUCGCCGAACCCUGCCCAAUGGGGGACGGUCAAAAUAAUAGAUUUCGCGCAUGCGUUUUUCAAUGAAGAAGAUGAGAUGGCGGUGGAUGAGAAUUUUAGGGACGGAAUAGACAGUUUUGUGGAGAUUUUUGAGGCGUUUUUAAAGGAGACUGAUGAUCAAGUGUUUUAAGCUCUCAUAUGCGUGGUCAAAAAUCGUGGGUGUAAUUCAAACCUCCGUUGUGUUACAUAGAGAGAAAAAAAUCGUUCUCGAAAAAAUGCAAAAACAUGACUAAAAAUUCGGUCAGGGUCCUUAUCAUAGAAGAGACCUUAAUCCUUUGACCACAAUUACGAAAACUAUAAAAAUUCAGAAUGAACUAUAAGAUAGAGCCAUCUUAGAACAACUGUCCAGUGAUUCUCCAAACCCUACUCAAUGGAAGGUCAAAAUGAAAGGUCCUAAAGGAUUUUCACCAUAAUAUUUUAACAUUUUCGACGCCGUCUCAAACACAAAGCUAUCACUCGAACGCCACGUCACGGAAGUAUCAAAACGAAAUUGAACUGUUAUGCAUAUGCACGUAGGUCGAUGUUGCUCUGUGGUCUGUGGCGGAUUAAUUCGUCUUGCCUGCUUGCGUUGCGGAUAUAGCCAUCAUUAGCGUCGAAAAGGUUAAUGUCAUAAAUGGUAAUGACUACUUGAUAUCAAAAUAUUUGACAACCGCGACGAACUAUUGAGUUGAUUCUUGUGACUGUAAUGUGAAGUGAUAUUACGAAAACAUCACAUAGUCUUAAGUUAAACCUUGUUAAUUGUGUUUUCUUUCAUGAUAUAGUAGGUACUUAAGUGUUGAUAAGUAUUAUAAGUGUUUAAUUGUAAUGGUUGUAAAAAUAACAAAAUGUUUCGCUUUCGCAUUAUAAAUAUUUAUUUUCGAAAUCAGCCAAAAUUAUUUACCCAAAUAAAAAUUAUCUAUAAACUUAAUAAUAAUCUAAAAAAAAAAAAUCAAAUUAUCUGGCACACCCAAACGGGUCC
This is a messenger RNA of Cydia fagiglandana, 2199 nucleotides long. It is a transcript of the gene Ipk2, whose product is annotated as inositol polyphosphate multikinase. Gene Ontology annotation, molecular function: inositol-1,4,5-trisphosphate 3-kinase activity; inositol tetrakisphosphate kinase activity. The coding region runs from base 1 to 1371 and encodes 456 amino acids. Gene Ontology annotation, biological process: inositol phosphate biosynthetic process. Gene Ontology annotation, cellular component: cytoplasm; nucleus. The transcript is spliced from 7 exons. Lineage: Eukaryota; Metazoa; Arthropoda; Insecta; Lepidoptera; Tortricidae. The record is from RefSeq and is a predicted model, not a curated record.